AUGGAAGUGAUAAAAAAGAAUCGGAGGAAAUUAUUAGUGACACAUGAAGAGCCGCAGUAUUCUCAGUUGAACACUCAAGGAUCUCGACCUUAUACAUUAUUCAAAUCAAUAUAUACUAAUAAUACAGAUCGAUCACAAGAAUAUUCUUUCAAGACUGAACGAUCGACAGAAAGCUUAUGCAGUGUUAUCCGAGAACAAGGCUAUGUGAUCGGUGGCGAAUGUGAACUUACACUUAAAACACCAUGUGAGAUAGCAGAGCUGAAGGCUGGUUUCAAGCGUGAAAUGAAUUUUAACAAUGUAAAUGAAAAUACAAAAUCUGAAGUGAUGUCUUGGGCCGUGGAUAGUACUGUUAUUGUACCGCCACACUACAAAACUGAAGCUUCAAUUAUCAUUGAAGAGAUGAAUUAUCAGGGAUCAUACGUAAUUGCUUCUGUACUUUCUGGAUCAGUGACUAUAUCUAUUCGAAGGAGAAAAGAUGGAGCUUUAGUACUUCCAAUAACAGUAAAUAUAGUCGAAGUAUUCCGCGAGCAUUUGGAAUCACGACAUGUUAGGAAGGAAGUGAAGGCAUCAGCGAUGGUUCAGGGCAAUCAGUGUGUACGGAUAACGUCUAAGGGAGUCUGCUCUUUCCAGUUUGCGUUGAAGCAACGAAUCGAUCUCAAGGAGGAACCAUUCGGCGAUGAAGAAAAAUUGAUGGUCGACUGA
Molecule: messenger RNA, 702 nt
Organism: Thelazia callipaeda (thelaziosis nematode)
Lineage: Eukaryota; Metazoa; Nematoda; Chromadorea; Rhabditida; Thelaziidae
Source: the annotation of a GenBank genome assembly